Messenger RNA from Micropterus salmoides (largemouth bass), 1035 nucleotides. Its product is annotated as dynactin subunit 6-like. NCBI's taxonomy places the organism in Eukaryota, Metazoa, Chordata, Actinopteri, Centrarchiformes, Centrarchidae. Gene Ontology annotation, biological process: mitotic spindle organization. Gene Ontology annotation, cellular component: dynactin complex. The record is from RefSeq and is a predicted model, not a curated record. Gene Ontology annotation, molecular function: dynein complex binding. The transcript is spliced from 7 exons. Bases 75 to 659 code for a protein of 194 amino acids.
CAACUGCUGAGCGCCGCCAACUAUGAACUAGGAUUAAUAAUCUAUCAUCGAUACAUUUAUUCAUCAUCGCAAGGAUGUCAGACGCCAGGCAAAUCACGGCACAGAAAAGUGCUAAAAUUGCAGCUGGAGCUGUUGUGUGUGUGGAGAGUGAAAUAAGAGGAGAUGUGACCAUUGGUGCUAGAACAGUUGUCCACCCUAAAGCCCGGAUCAUAGCAGAAGCAGGGCCGAUUAUCAUUGGAGAGGGGAACCUGAUAGAGGAGCAGGCACUUAUUAUUAACAGUUAUCCAGAGAAUAUCAUGCCAGACACAGAGGGAGUUGAGCCAAAAACCAUGACAAUUGGGGCCAAUAAUGUGUUCGAAGUUGGAUGUGUCUCUCAAGCUUUGAAAAUUGGAGACAACAAUGUGAUUGAGUCUAAAGCUGAUCUUGGGAGAAAUGUGAUCCUGACCGGUGGAUGCAUCAUUGGCGCGUGCUGCCAGGUCAACACGUGUGAGGUCGUGCUGGAGAACACUGUCGUGUACGGCUCAAACUGCAUCAGGCGCGUGCAGAGCGAAAAGCCCCAGCCUCAGACUCUGCAGCUCGACUUCCUCAUGAAGAUUCUGCCCAACUAUCACCACCUGAAGAAGACGGUCAAAGGAAACAGCACACCUGUGAGAAACUGAAGAUGGAGCUUGAUCCAGAAGAGGUUUUACGUCCUGCAACCCAAAGCCUCUGCACACAUGGACACCAGACACUGACGCAUUUCCCUCCACUUGCACUUGUCUUACACUUCAGUGUUGUUCCCUAAUAUCUAGUAGAAUACCUCUGACACUGUUACCAUCACACACUCUACAUUUCAUUUCUUCCUGCAUAUGAAGAAUGCCUUCAUUCUUCAACAUGAAACCAUUUAUGGUUUUGCACUUUUACUUUCAGAUCACUAUUUAUGAUAUACUUUGGAAUUUCUUGUGCCAUCUGUUUGUUAAUCAGUUAUACUCCUAUAUUUAUAAUUGUUCCAAUGAAGAUAUGUAAACAUUUCAAUAAAUAGUCUCUAAUAAUUAA